Coniosporium apollinis CBS 100218 is the source of this 1083-nucleotide messenger RNA. Its product is annotated as glucosamine-6-phosphate isomerase. NCBI's taxonomy places the organism in Eukaryota, Fungi, Ascomycota, Dothideomycetes. Gene Ontology annotation, biological process: D-glucosamine catabolic process; N-acetylglucosamine catabolic process; N-acetylneuraminate catabolic process. The record is from RefSeq and is a predicted model, not a curated record. Gene Ontology annotation, cellular component: cytoplasm. The coding region runs from base 1 to 1083 and encodes 360 amino acids. The transcript has 6 exons. Gene Ontology annotation, molecular function: identical protein binding; glucosamine-6-phosphate deaminase activity.
AUGCAAAGCCGCGCUGCGAGACUCAUUAUCAGAGACGAUCCGCAGGCGGCGUCGAAGUACAUUGCCGACUAUGUGGUUGAACGUAUCAGAUCGUUCCAACCGACGCCGCAGAAGCCGUUCGUCCUUGGACUGCCAACUGGCAGCAGUCCAGAGCUUGUAUACAAAUACCUCGUGCAGCACUUUAAGAAUGGAAAUAUCUCCUUCAAGCAUGUCACCACGUUUAACAUGGACGAAUAUGUAGGCAUCCCACGGGAUCAUCCCGAGAGCUACCACAGCUUCAUGUACAAACACUUCUUCUCGCAUGUCGAUAUUGAUCCGGAGAAUGUCAAUAUCCUGAACGGCAACGCACCAGAUCUGGAAGCGGAGUGCAUUGCAUACGAAGAAAAAAUCAAGCAGGCGGGCGGCAUCGAGCUCUUCCUUGGCGGUAUCGGGCCUGAUGGUCACAUCGCCUUCAACGAGCCCGGCUCGUCUCUCAAGUCGAGAACUCGGGUAAAGACUCUAGCGUACGACACCAUCAUUGCCAACUCAAGGUUCUUUGGCAAUGAUCUCUCGCAAGUACCUCGCAUGGCACUGACCGUGGGCGUGCAGACCAUACUUGACGCUAGAGAAGUAGUGAUCAUUAUCACGGGACCUCACAAAGCGCUUUCAUUGCAGAAAUGCAUCGAAGGUGGGGUCAAUCAUAUGUGGACGCUGUCAAGCCUGCAGCUGCAUCAGAAUCCGAUGAUCGUCGUUGACGAGGACGCGACUCUGGAGUUGCAAGUCAAGACGGUCAAAUACUUCAAGAGCAUCGAGAGGGUCGCUACAGAACUGGGCUUCGAGCAGAUCCUCCCUUCCGAAGCCCAUACCAGCGCCAAGAGGAAGUCCAUUGUGGAAGAGCUUCACAGCCCGAAGUCGAAUGGACCAUCUCAGAAUCAGCUACUGGCACCUAAGCCAGAGAUUUCUCGCUCAGUCACGCCGGACCUGGUGCCGGACAGAAUGGCGUCGCGGAUAGAUGAGGGAGCCGUGAAAGGCUUGCAAGGACUGAUACUUGCAGAGCUGCCCUUACAACCCAUGGGCGCGAGAGUGGCGCAGCUGGCAGUCUAG